UACAAGAAUUGUAAGCAGCUUAAGAGCUCGGGGGAUUGACAUGGACCAUGACCCUUUCCUUUGAAUUACUUAUUUAUUCAUCCUAAAUUUUUACCCCAAAGCUUUAAAAUUAAACCCAGUCAUUUACGGAUGAGUUGAGUAGCUUCAAAUUUUAUCAAACACUUCAUCACCAUCUUUGACCCAAGAUCUUGCUAUUCUUUAGAAUGGCUGGACAUGAUAAUGGAUCAGUUCUUCAGUUUGCACCUUUUCAAAGUUCUGUGGAUGAAGGCUUUUGGCACAGGUUAUCAUCUUUGAAACUCAAUCAAUUGGGAAUUGAUGAAUCCCCGAUUUUUAUAACAGGUUUUUAUGCACCUUGUUCACAUUCGCAAGUUUCAAAUCAUUUAACUCUUCUUGGUGAAUCUUUGCCGCCUGAACCAAGUGCUCAAUCAUCACAUCUAUCUUUAAGGUCCGGGAACAGGAAUAGAUGCUCUGUUCCAGGAAUUCUUUACAACACAAAUACGUUGGAAAGCUUUCAAGCACUUGAUAAGCAAAGCUUGAUGAAGGCUGAAGCUAAGAAGAUUUGGGAAGAUAUACAUUCCGGAAGAGCAGAGCAGGAAAGUUCUGUUCUUUCGAGGUUCCUUCUUAUAUCAUUCGCAGACCUUAAAAGUUGGAAGUUUUACUACUCUUUUGCUUUCCCUGCUCUGGUGCUUGAUCCUCCUGCAAUGAUAACUAGUUUGAAGCCUGCUUCCCAAUGCUUUAGCCUAGAGGAGGCUGAUUCGCUGACAGCAGUUUGUAAUGAGUGGCGGAAUUCAAGCACAACUGCAGAUGUGCCAUUCUUUUUGGUGUCGAUUGAUUCAAAUUCACAUGCCACCAUCAGACAUCUGAAAGACUGGGAAGUUUGCAGAAGUGAUGGUUAUAAGCUCCUUUUUGGCUUUUACGAUCCUUGUCAUCUUCCAAAUAAUCCUGGCUGGCCUCUACGCAACUUCAUUGCAUUUAUAUGCUCAAGAUGGAAUCUUCAAAAAAUUCGGUUUUUCUGCUAUCGUGAACAUCGUGGUUUUGCUGAUCUGGGGUUGUCCCUCGUUGGUGAGGCCUUAAUAUCAGUUUCACAAGAAUGGAAACUUCAUAAACAUAUUCCUAAGGCUGUUGGAUGGGAGGUGAACAAAGGAAAGAAGACUCGGUGCAUUACUCUUGCUAAUUCCAUGGAUCCAAUCAAGUUAGCAGUAUCAGCUGCAGAGUUGAACUUGAAGCUAAUGAGAUGGCGUGCUUUGCCAUCAUUGGACCUGCAUAUGCUGUCUGCUACCAAGUGUCUUCUCCUCGGUGCAGGUACCCUUGGAUGUCAGGUGGCCCGCAUGCUUAUGGCUUGGGGUGUCCGUAAAAUUACACUAGUUGACAGUGGCAAGGUAUCAAUGUCGAAUCCACUGCGGCAGUCCUUAUACACAUUGGAGGACUGCCUUAAUGGUGGUGAAUAUAAGGCCCUGGCUGCAGUUAAAAGUCUUAAACAGAUAUUUCCCGCUGUGGAAGCUGAUGGCAUUGUGAUGGCCAUACCAAUGCCUGGACAUCCAGUUCCCAGCCAAGAUGAGCAUGAUGUACUUGAGGAUUGCAGGCGAUUACAGGAUUUGAUUGAUUCUCAUGAUGCAGUUUUCCUUUUGACUGAUACAAGGGAAAGCCGUUGGCUACCAACCCUUCUAUCUUCCAAUGCCAACAAGAUUACUAUUACAGCUGCUUUAGGUUUUGAUAGUUUUCUAGUUAUGCGUCAUGGUGCUGGUCCCCUUGUCGAUUACAGAUCUGAAUCCAUGAGUGCUUUAUCUGCUGAAUUGGGAAAUUUUUCUCUCGCAGACAGAGAUAAAAGGCCGAGAUUAGGUUGUUACUUUUGCAGUGAUGUCGUCGCGCCAAUUGAUUCAACUUCUAACCGAACUUUAGAUCAGCAAUGCACAGUUACACGUCCGGGUCUUGCUCCUAUAGCAUCUGCCCUUGCAGUUGAACUUCUAGUUGGAAUAUUACAUCAUCCGCAUAGAAUAUUUGCCAAAGCUGAAUUUGCCAAUUCUAUGGAUAAUGGAUCAACAGAGCAACCUCUUGGAAUUUUACCCCAUCAGAUUCGAGGUUCACUCUCUCAAUUUUCUCAGAUGACACUUGUCGGCCAUUCGUCAAGUAGCUGUACUGCUUGCUGUAGCAUCGUGGUAAAUGAAUUUCACAACAGGAAGAUGGAUUUUGUCCUUGAAGCCAUAAAUCACCCCACUUAUUUGGAGGACCUCACAGGUCUGACAGAGCUAAAGGAAGCUGCAAAUUCUUUUGAUUUGGACUGGGAUAAUGAUAUAGAUGAUGACGAUGAAUGUGUUGAAAUCUAAAGAUAAUUGUCUAACAAUUGUAAAUAGCCAUUUGUCGCUACAUUACUAAUUGUACCUUAGUUUUGCAUGCAAAUUGAACAGAAAAUCAAUGUCUUAGUUAAUUAAUUUUAUAAUAUUUAACUAGCUUUUCUUUCGAA
This is a messenger RNA of Daucus carota subsp. sativus, 2461 nucleotides long. Its product is annotated as ubiquitin-like modifier-activating enzyme atg7. Gene Ontology annotation, molecular function: Atg12 activating enzyme activity; Atg8 activating enzyme activity. The record is from RefSeq and is a predicted model, not a curated record. Bases 204 to 2324 code for a protein of 706 amino acids. Gene Ontology annotation, biological process: protein modification by small protein conjugation; cellular response to nitrogen starvation; piecemeal microautophagy of the nucleus. The transcript has 15 exons. NCBI's taxonomy places the organism in Eukaryota, Viridiplantae, Streptophyta, Magnoliopsida, Apiales, Apiaceae. Gene Ontology annotation, cellular component: cytoplasm; phagophore assembly site.